This is a messenger RNA of Macroventuria anomochaeta, 1248 nucleotides long. RefSeq names its product glycosyltransferase family 15 protein. Gene Ontology annotation, biological process: protein O-linked glycosylation; cell wall mannoprotein biosynthetic process; protein N-linked glycosylation. NCBI's taxonomy places the organism in Eukaryota, Fungi, Ascomycota, Dothideomycetes, Pleosporales, Didymellaceae. The transcript is spliced from 3 exons. Gene Ontology annotation, cellular component: membrane; Golgi apparatus. Bases 1 to 1248 code for a protein of 415 amino acids. Gene Ontology annotation, molecular function: alpha-1,2-mannosyltransferase activity. The record is from RefSeq and is a predicted model, not a curated record.
AUGGCGGGCACUCAGCGCUAUCUCCGCUACAUUGUCUUCGCGCUCUUCGCGCUGGUCCUCCUCUACUUUAUCGGCUCAUCGUCGUCGGUCCCUUCGGCGCCGAGCUGGCCAAGCUACGGCUCUGGCACCAAGGACACCCUCACACCCGGCACACCCGGCACAUCUGACACCCACGAUGCCGUUCCGAGCCCGCACGCAUCGCACGCUCCUGCUGCCGCGCAGCCUCCGACUACCCCCAAUGACCACGAGCUGCCGCCUGCGACUAUGCCCGGCGACCGCAUGAACGCUACCUUCGUCACCCUCGCCCGCAACCAGGACAUCUGGGAGAUCGCCAAGUCCAUUCGCCAUGUCGAGGACCGCUUCAACCGCAAGUUCAACUACGACUGGGUCUUCCUGAACGACGACGACUUCAACGACGAGUUCAAGAAGGUCACAACUGCUUUGGUGUCCGGCAAGACAAAGUACGGUAAGAUCCCCAAGGAGCACUGGUCCUUUCCCGACUUCAUCGACCAGGACAAGGCCGCGAGGGUUCGCGAGGAGAUGAAGGAGAAGAAGAUCAUCUACGGCGACUCCAUCAGCUACAGGCACAUGUGCCGCUACGAGUCCGGCUUCUUCUUCCGCCACCCCUUGAUGCUCGACUACGAGUGGUACUGGCGCGUUGAGCCCAGCAUCGAGAUGCACUGCGACAUCAACUACGACACCUUCAAGUUCAUGGCCGACAACAAGAAGAAGUACAGCUUCACCCUCAGUCUCUACGAAUACGUCGAGACCAUCCCCACCCUUUGGCAGGCCACCAAGAACUUCACCAAGACCUUCCCCGAGCACAUCGCCAAGGACAAUUCCCUGAAGUUCAUCAGUGACGACAACGGCGAGACCUACAACCACUGCCACUUCUGGUCCAACUUCGAGAUCGGUAACCUCAACUGGCUCAGGUCCAAGGCCUACAUCGACUACUUCGAGUCCCUGGACCACGCCGGUGGCUUCUUCUACGAGCGCUGGGGUGAUGCGCCAGUUCACUCCCUGGCCGCAGCUCUGAUGCUCAACAAGGACGAGAUCCACUUCUUCAACGACAUCGCCUACUACCACGUUCCCUUCACCCACUGCCCCACCGGCGAGCAGUACCGUCUUGACCACAAGUGCCACUGCAACCCCAAGGACAACUUUGACUGGAACGGGUACAGCUGCACAGCACGCUUCUACGAAAUCAACAACAUGAAGAAGCCAGAAGGGUACGAGAAGGAGCAAUAA